Metopolophium dirhodum (rose-grain aphid) is the source of this 603-nucleotide messenger RNA. RefSeq lists its product as uncharacterized. The coding region runs from base 38 to 532 and encodes 164 amino acids. The record is from RefSeq and is a predicted model, not a curated record. Lineage: Eukaryota; Metazoa; Arthropoda; Insecta; Hemiptera; Aphididae. The transcript is spliced from 4 exons.
CACCGCAAGAAUUCGAGUUCCUGGUCAUUCCGCCAAAAUGCGCGCUCUAAGCAGGAUCUUGGUCGCGGUAUGCGCGAUUAUUACGUUUUCCUGUUGCGACGCUUCCUCCGUAGCACUCAGGGCCAAACGAGGUGUAGUUCCCGGUAAUGCGGCCUCCAGGCCCAAAGACGCCAUUCGACGGUCCGAGUGUCGUGUCGACAACAACUGCAAGGCAUGGCCAAAGACGUCAUGUGGCAAGGAUCCGGUAGACGGUCAACGUCGGUGUCUGUGUGCGGAUCAAACGCAUCCGAUCAACGACGAUUGCAUAACAUCCCCACAAGAGCUAGGAAUGAUUUGUGAAAGAGACAUCCAAUGCAUCCAGUUGGCCCAUUGUACGCACAAUGUUAGUGAAACGCACUCGGACAUCAAGGUGUGUCAGUGUAGAGAGGAGUAUGCCGAUGACGAUGGGACUUGUAGUGGUGGUGUACGAGCAAUGGUAUCCAUAUGUUUAGCGGUAUUAGUUGCCGCCAUCUUGCAAAAUAACCACAAUUGAAUAGCUUAGAUUUUAUUGCAAAGAAUACCACAUAGUAAAUUAACAGUAUUGAAUAAAACAUUAAAUUUUUU